Sordaria macrospora k-hell is the source of this 1056-nucleotide messenger RNA. RefSeq lists its product as uncharacterized. NCBI's taxonomy places the organism in Eukaryota, Fungi, Ascomycota, Sordariomycetes, Sordariales, Sordariaceae. The record is from RefSeq and is a predicted model, not a curated record.
AUGCUUUCCUUCGCCUCUCCUCUCCUUGUUACACUCGUUUUGCUGCUCGUACAAAAACCGGUACAAGUAUCAGCCGCAACGCCAAUAGCCUUCAUCAACCCACCUCCCUUCAGGCAGGAGGACAACAGCAAGAAUGUCGUGUAUAAAAUUGGGUCGACCAUGAGGUUGCAGUGGACUGAGGAUACGGAGGUUAGGUCGAGCUUGGUGCUCUAUCAAAUACCUGGGGAUGGGGCGUUUGAGUAUGUUGCUCCAAACCACGUCCAGAUAACCGACUAUGAUUGGAUCGUCAACACCGCCAAAAACCUUUCUUCCAGCAACGUCUUCCAACUCGCCAUCUUCUUCAACGGCUCCACGACUCCAAACGCAAUGAGCUCUUACUUCAACAUCACCGCCGCGUCUUCCUCAUCUUCACUGAAUCUCUCCGCUGGAAGUCUGCCAGUGACUACUUCUGCCUCAGUCCUUGAUUCCACAGCUGCUGUAACGACCGCCGGUACUGGUGCUGGUACCGCGCAAGCAACGGCAUCAGUGAGCACACCAACACCGCCAGCCAGCACGGACGCAGCAGGUAUCGGCCUGGAAAGUAAAGAAGACGGCAAAAAGGGACUGUCGACAUCCGCAGCAAUCGGCAUAGGCAUAGGCGUUUCCGCCGCCGUCUUCCUCCUCAUCGCCGGCGCUUUCGCAUACUGGAUUCUCAAGGUCCGACCAAGACGGAACUUCAACAAUGGACCACUGGCGGAACUUCCGCAGCCGCAGACACCGCACAAUCACAUGGCCAUGAGUUUUGGUGGUUCUACCACGAUGGUUAUGACGCCCGAUAACGCUUACGCAGCAGGGAAUGGGAAUGGGAACAACAACACUUGGAACGGAAACGCAGCGAAUACUGCGGGAAGCAUGUAUCAGACGAAAGAUAUCUUUGGGGGAGAACUACAGGGGAAUGGACCGGGGAGAGGCGGGGGACGUCAGUUUAUGAAAUUGGUUCAUCGACGGGGAGCGCUUUUGCUUGGGAUAGGGCGAGGAGGAGUAGGGGUUGAGAGCUUGAGAGGGGAAUGGAUGUGA